AUGGAUCAUCCAGAAAAUACAGUAACACAACUUAUCCGAGAAGAGCAUAAAUCGAAAUGGAUUGCACAUAGCAAUCAUGAUGUGAAAUGUUUUACAGAAGAUGAGAUAAGAAGAUUUACCAACAACUAUAAAACUAUACUUGGUAGAGGUGCCUUUGGAGAAGUUUAUGAAGGAGUCCUUGAGGACAAAAGUAUGGUUGCAGUCAAGAAGUUUAUCUACAAUGCAAAAGUAAAUUUUGCCAAAGAGUUGACCGUCCACCGUGAGAUCAAUCACAAGAAUGUAGUCAGAUUAGUCGGCUACUGUGUAGAUGAAAAUGCCUUUAUGGUGGUCACGGAGUAUAUUUCCAAAGGAGAUCUAAGUACCAUCCUUCACAAGGAUAGCAUUCCCAUCACUUUGGGUACACGGCUAAGAAUUGCCAUUGAAUGUGCAGAAGCAUUGGCCUAUAUGCAUUCACAAAUGUAUACUCAGGUCAUUCAUGGCGAUAUCAAGCCUGAUAAUAUACUUCUAGAUGAUGAACUCAGAGCAAAAGUAUCAGACUUUGGAAUAUCAAGACUAGUCAACACUGAAAAUACUCUAUGUACUCUAAAUGUGAUCGGAAGUAUAGGCUACAUGGAUCCUAUGUUUGUUCAGAAUGGUCGCCUCACCGCAAAGAGUGAUGUUUAUAGUUUUGGAAUUGUACUCCUGGAACUGAUCACUAGAAAGAAAGCAAGAACAGAGGAUGGGGAGAUUGGCUUGGUUGGCAGUUUUAAUCAAUCUCUUUCAAAAGGGGUUAAGAGGGUAAGGGAGAUGUUUGAUCCUGAAAUCACAACGUCGAGCGACAUGAAGACUAUCGACGAGAUUGCUAAGUUGAUAGGUAAAUGCUUGAGGAUGGAACUCAACAAACGUCCAGAGAUGUUUGAAGUUGCCGAACGUCUUCGCAAACUUAGAAAAGCACCACAUCAGGUACAAGAAAGACUAGCUCUGUUUCCUUGGAGAAGAAAAAAUAAAUUAGCUCGAGCAAAAACACCAUCUCUGGAAAGCAGCGGCAGUAGCCAAAAAGCGGGAGAUGUAGCUCCAGCUGAAAAAACGCCAUCGCAAGAAAGCAGUGGCAGUAUCCCCCAAACAGAAAUUGUGGCUCCAGUCAAAGCGGCACUAUCACAGAUAUGCUGUGAUAGUAUACGAAAUGUGGGAACUUCUAUCAUUGGACCGACAGUGACAGGCCAAUUGUUCGACCUGAAAGACCUGCUUGGGGCAUCGACUGAAGUUCUGGGCCAGGGUACAGUCGGGACAACAUACAAAGUAACGCUUGACAGCGGAUAUGAGCUGGUGGUCAAGUGGCUGAAGUAUGUGCACAUGCCGAAGGUGGAGUUUGAGCUGCAUGCCACAAGUAUUGGCACCAUCCAAAACAAACACAUUGUGCCACUGCUAUGGCAUUACCAUAGCGAGCCCGAUAAGAUCCUAGCGUACAGUUUCAUCCCCAUGGGUAGCUUAGCAAAAGUGCUCCACGGUGACGGAGUCUCUGACCCAGCUCCGCUGGACUGGGAGCAGCGGUCAGCCAUCUCACUUGCUGUUGCGCGCGGUAUGGCAGCUAUUCAUUUUGCCGGACCAUUGAGCUGUCAUGGCAACAUCACGUCUUCAAACAUUCUGCUGACUGGCACCCACGAUGCACUUGUGUCCGAGCAUGGUCUGAUAACACUACUUGGCAUAUAUUCAAAUGGCUCCGGCUACUGCGCGCCUGAGCUCACAGGCGAUAGGCGGGUUUCUCAGAAAGCUGACGUAUACAGCUUUGGCAUCGUACUGCUGGAGCUUCUCACUCGCAAGGCUCCGGCAAAUAGCAUAAGGGGUAUGGAGGGAGUCCAUUUGCCAUGGUGGGUGCGUUCUGUUGUUUGCGUGGGGUGGACGGAGGAGGUGUUCGACGUGGAACUCCGAAGAUGGGAGCAGAAGGACAGGGAAGAAGAGUUCAUGGUGCGACUUCUAUGGCUUGCCUUAAACUGCUGCAGUCAAUAUCCCAACAAGAGGCCUACAAUGUCUGAAGUCGUGCAGCAGAUCGAAGAGAUCGGAAGAGAAAGAAAAAUUGCUCCAGCCAAAACACCAUCUCUGGAAAGCAGAAGCAGUAGCCAAAACGUGAGAACUGUAGCUCCAGCUGAAAAAACGCCAUCACAAGAAAGCAGUGGCAGAACCCCCAAAACGGGAAUUGUGGCUCCAGUCAAAACGGGACUAUCACAGGAAAGCAGUAGCAGUACCCGAUAUGUGGGAACUUUUAUCGGUAGGUCCACAGAGACUGACCAAUAUUUCGACCUGGAAGACCUCCUUCGGUCAUCGGCUGAAAUUCUGGGCAAGGGUACAGUCGGGAAAACAAUCAAAGCGACGCUUGAUAGUGGGUGUGUGCUGGUGAUCAAGAUGCUGAAGGAUGUGGAUAUGCCGAAGGCGGACUUUGAGCAGCAAGUCAGGCUGAUUGGCGCCAUCCAGAACAAACACAUUGCGCCACUGCGGUGGUAUUACUACAGCGAGGAUCAGAAGGUGUUAGUGUACAACAGCAUCCGCAUGGGUAGCCUAGCAAAAGUACUGCACGGUGGCGAAGCCUCUGGCCCAGGUCUGCUGGACUGGGAGCAGCGGUCAGCCAUCUCACUAGCUGUUGCGCGCGGUGUGGAGGCUAUCCACUUAGCUGGACCAUCAAGCUGCCAUGGUAACAUCAAGUCUUCCAACAUCCUGCUCACCGGUACACACGAUGCAUGUGUGUCGGAGCAUGGCCUGAUAACACUUGGCGUGUAUCCCAAUGCAUCCAGCUACUGCGCACCUGAGCUCACCGACAAUAAGCGGUUCUCCCAGGAAGCCGACGUGUACAGUUUUGGAAUCCUAUUGCUGGAGCUUCUCACACGCAAGGCCCCGGCAAAUAGCAUACAUGAUGAACAGGGAGUAGAUUUGUCAUGGUGGGUGCAUUCUGCUAUGCGUGAGGAUCGCACGGCCGAGGUGUUCGACGUGGAGCUCCGACAACGGGAGCAGAAGGACGGUGAAAAAGAGUGCAUGGUGCAAAUUCUGCAUGUCGCCAUAAACUGUUGCAGUAAACAUGUCGACUCAAGGCCUGCAAUGUCUUAUGUUGUGCAGCAGAUCGAGAAGAUCCUACAGGCCUAA
This is a messenger RNA of Triticum turgidum subsp. durum (durum wheat), 3111 nucleotides long. The record is from the annotation of a GenBank genome assembly. Lineage: Eukaryota; Viridiplantae; Streptophyta; Magnoliopsida; Poales; Poaceae.